AAUGGUAAUCAAUAAACGAUAAGAAUCUACCAUAUCUGAACAAAAUUCAGAAUUAAGAUAUACGACGAAGUGCUCACCCUCAAUUUCAUUGUCUUGACCAAAACAAAACAAAAUCCCAUAUUAAACAAAACAAUAUCACCCAACUAAUAACAUUACAGCUCCAUUAUUAGCUGUGUUAGAAAACACACACGACUUUAUAUUGUUCAGAAUUCAUUGCUAACGCUUUUUUCUGCUGCCAUAUUUGCAGAAAAAAGCAGCAAUGAGUUCUGAUUCUGAAGCAGGUUUAGGAGGAGGUGGAAAUGAUCUUCGAAAACCCUUUCUUCAUACUGGAAGUUGGUAUCGAAUGGGUUCUAGACAAUCCAGUUUAAUGGGUUCUUCUCAAGUUAUUCGAGAAAGUUCUAUUUCUGUUCUUGCUUGUGUUCUUAUUGUUGCUCUUGGUCCUAUUCAAUUUGGCUUUACUUGUGGUUAUUCAUCUCCUACUCAAUCUGCAAUUACUGAAGAGCUUGGUCUUUCUGUUGCUGAGUACUCUUGGUUUGGUUCUUUGUCGAAUGUGGGUGCUAUGGUUGGUGCUAUUGCGAGUGGUCAAAUUUCGGAGUAUAUUGGAAGAAAAGGGUCUUUGAUGAUUGCUGCUAUUCCUAACAUAAUUGGAUGGCUUGCUAUAUCAUUUGCCAAAGAUUCUUCAUUUCUGUAUAUGGGAAGGAUGUUGGCAGGAUUUGGCGUGGGAAUAAUUUCAUACACGGUUCCUGUGUACAUUUCUGAAAUAGCACCUCAGAAUUUGAGAGGAGCAUUGGGCUCAGUAAAUCAGCUAUCUGUUACAAUAGGCAUAAUGCUGGCUUAUUUGCUUGGGCUUUUUGUUCCGUGGAGAAUACUUGCAGUGUUAGGAAUAUUGCCAUGUACUAUAUUGAUCCCUGGUUUAUUCUUCAUACCAGAAUCUCCUAGGUGGUUGGCAAAAAUGGGCUUGAUGGAAGAUUUUGAGGUUUCCUUGCAAGUUCUUCGUGGCUUCGACAAUGAUAUAUCUCUUGAGGUCAAUGAAAUAAAGAGAUCUGUUGCUUCAAGUAGCAAAAGAACCACCAUAAGAUUCGCAGAACUACGACAAAGAAGAUAUUGGUAUCCUUUGAUGGUAGGAAAUGGGUUACUUAUCUUGCAGCAACUGAGUGGAAUCAAUGGUGUUCUGUUCUAUUCCAGUACCAUAUUCAAAGAGGCUGGGGUGUCAUCAAGCAAUGCUGCAACAGUUGGCCUUGGUGCUGUUCAGGUUAUUGCAACUGUGGUAACUACGUGGCUGGUGGAUAAAUCAGGACGCAGGUUUCUUCUAAUUCUUUCUUCUGCAGGGAUGACACUUUGCCUUCUAGUGGUUGCUGCGUCCUUUUUCUUAAAGGAUAUUGUAGGAAUUGAAUCUUCAUGGCACAAUGCAUUCUCUAUCAUUUCGGUUGUAGGCGUUGUGGCUAUGGUUGUUUGUUUCUCACUAGGAAUUGGGGCCAUUCCAUGGAUUAUAAUGUCAGAGAUCCUUCCAAUUAAUAUCAAAGGGCUAGCAGGGAGUAUUGCUACACUUGCCAAUUGGUUCAUAGCAUGGGUUGUCACCAUGACUGCAAACAUAAUGUUGUCUUGGAAUAGUGGAGGUACAUUCUCUAUAUAUAUGCUUGUUUGUGCCUUCACUGUGGCCUUCGUUUACCUUUGGGUCCCCGAGACAAAGGGGAGAACAUUGGAGGAGAUUCAGUAUUCACUGAGAUGAUAAGCCGGAUUUUAUGGUAGACAAUCCGAUGGGCGUCUAGCAUUAGGCUCGAUUCAGUCCAAGUUAACAUUUUCAGCUUGGUGGAUCUAGCUAUGCUGGGUAGAUACUUGUAUAUGCACAUGUAACUUCUAUCAUCUAGUCGAAUAUUGAAGUCACUUAUGGAAGAGUUAUGUAAUGCAACAUAAUUUCCCUGCCAUUUUUUCUAUUUUUUUUUUCUUUCUAUUUUCAUCUUUUCCUCUCUUCCUACCUCUUCAAGAUUUUGACAAUAAUUGUUUUGCCAUUAGCUCAACCAUCUAUACCAUGAUUCUUGCAG
Chenopodium quinoa (quinoa) is the source of this 2042-nucleotide messenger RNA. Its product is annotated as sugar transporter ERD6-like 6. NCBI's taxonomy places the organism in Eukaryota, Viridiplantae, Streptophyta, Magnoliopsida, Caryophyllales, Amaranthaceae. Gene Ontology annotation, biological process: transmembrane transport; carbohydrate transport. The coding region runs from base 260 to 1729 and encodes 489 amino acids. The record is from RefSeq and is a predicted model, not a curated record. Gene Ontology annotation, cellular component: membrane. The transcript has 18 exons. Gene Ontology annotation, molecular function: sugar transmembrane transporter activity.